Aphanomyces invadans is the source of this 7594-nucleotide messenger RNA. RefSeq lists its product as hypothetical. The record is from RefSeq and is a predicted model, not a curated record. Gene Ontology annotation, molecular function: calcium ion binding; calcium-dependent cysteine-type endopeptidase activity; protein binding. Gene Ontology annotation, biological process: proteolysis. The transcript has 37 exons. Lineage: Eukaryota; Oomycota; Saprolegniomycetes; Saprolegniales; Verrucalvaceae. Gene Ontology annotation, cellular component: cytoplasm. The coding region runs from base 54 to 7574 and encodes 2506 amino acids.
GGAAUAUUCUGCACCAUCGUGACCUUUCGUAAGCAAACGCGUUCUGGUCGGUCAUGGAUUUCGAGCAGGAGCUAAAGGAGCACGGCGUCAACGUCGUGUGCUCCAAGAUGGACACCAUCAUUAGCGUGCACAUUCAUGGUGCAUCGGGAAAGAGGCUGGUCGAAACGUUGCAGCUCGUCGACACCUUUGUCGCGUCAAAGGUGGCCAAGCUGGCAAAAUCGUGCGAAGGCAGGAUUUACUGUGACCCAUGCUUUGGGCCGAACGACGCAGACGCGAUGGGCAUGUUGGCACUGUGCAAGCACGGCGAUGUCAUUCCUUCGAAAGGAGGGAGUCAGCAUCAAGCCAAGAUCAUCAAGAUGGUCAAAGAGGACAAGCUGAAAUGGCAGCGGCCCAUAUACGCAGCAGAAACCAAGGACGUACUAGACGAGAACGAGGACUCGGACAAUCCAACUACGUCGGACGAUCCCGUGUUUUGUGAAGAAGGUCAACUCUUUACUAAGUCUGCAAAUUCUGGCGAUGUCAUUCAAGGCAACCUCGGCGAUUGCUGGUUUCUGGGUGCAAUCAGUGUGCUGGCAACGCGCAUGGAGCUGCUCACUCAAGCGUUUUGGCGAGAAGAUCAGUAUAAAAAGCACGGCAUGUUUGUGUGUCGCUUCAUGAAGGAUUUUACGUGGCAUUACGUCGUGCUGGACGACCGGAUUCCUGUCUUUGGCUAUACAAACAAUCGGGCUGGGAAACCCUUUUUUGCCCGAUGCAGCGACCCGAAUGAGCUGUGGGUCCCUCUUAUCGAGAAAGCGUAUGCAAAGUUGCACGGCUGCUACGAAGCCCUCAUCGGCGGCUACAUUGAUGUUGCGUUGAGUGACUUGACUGGUCUGUGCUCGGAACAGAUCAUUCUGAAGCCAGACCAUCCUGGGUUUGGCGACGAUCCGUUUGCACCCAAGCCAGGUGAACAGGCAGGCGAUGGGUUUUGGAAACGGUUGCUUCAAUACAAACGCAACGGCACUUUGAUGGGGUGUUCGAUUCAGCCUGAUCCAAAGAGCAACAAAAACAUUGUGGCAGAAGGUAGUGCUGGCCAAGGCCUGUACUACAAACACGCGUAUGGGCUCGUCGACGUUGGCGAAAUCCAACUCGACAACAACCAAAUGCAGCGCCUGGUAAAAUUGCGCAAUCCAUGGGGCAUGGGAGAAUGGACUGGCGCAUGGAGCGACCAAAGUGACGAGCGUGAAAAGUACGAGGGUGAAAUUUAUCGCGUUUUCAAGUCUGUGAUGCGGCAAGUGGGUGCAAACGUGUUGACGACCAUGCACACCAAGCGCAAAGUCCGUCUCGUGACGGAGCCGCAGGAAGAAGUCACCGAAGUGAAUCAGAACGACGGGACGUUCUUCAUGUCGUACGAGGACUGGCGGGCUCGAUACACGCACUUUUUUGCAGGCAUUGAUUUUGCGGACGAGUGGUGUGGGUUGCGCGUGCAUGGCAAUUGGGACGACACAUCGAACGGUGGCAACACAACCAAGUCGACAUGGAUCAAUAAUCCCCGCUAUCAAUUGCUCGUGAAAGAACGGUGCCAUUUGUACAUCUCGAUGAGCCAACAUGACCCCCGCGGCACGGCAGACCCUGCCAUCUUCCCCAUUGGGUUUCACAUUUGCACGCUGCAAGAAGUGAAAGGCAACAAGUUCGAAGUCAAGGAACCGCCGAAAAAGGCUCCUCCGUACUAUCGACUAUACCAAAAAGCAAGUCAAGCAGGACUGUGCAACGGGACAAUUCUGGAGCCAAUUCCUCCUGCCAUCAUCCCAGGAUCCGUCAUUCCAGGCAUCGAUAACGAUGGUGUGCCCCAGCCGUCGUAUACGCUCAAGCAAGCCGUGACGGUCGACUUGGUGAUUGAACCAGGGCAUUAUUGCAUCAUACCGAGCAUGUACAUGCGCACGAACAAAGACACAGGAAGGACCGCCACGGGGCGAUUCUGGAUCUCGGUGUACGGUCAGCAACCAGUGUUUCACCUUGAGGGUGGGCAGCCCAUCGUCGAAGAGGAGGAAAUGCCCGAGAGCGCGCCCCCACUCCAAGCGGUAGCACCAUCCUCCGCGAUGCAAGCCCCCGUGUUUAAAGAGAUAUCCGUCCCUGGGGCGGCCCAACAUCGUCAAUUCGAAAACCUCAAGGACGAAAUGCUGGCCCACGCCCGAGCCAAAGGGAUCGGGUACCGUGAAGUCAAACGCGAGUUUGCGAACGCCGGAGCGCUGCGGAAGGCCGACUUUAAACGCCGCAUGAUGAAUCUCGGGUUCAAGAUGGACGAAAUGAGCGACGACAAGGUCUUGAUUCUGUUCAACGGGAUGGACAAAGAUAAAAGCAAUACAAUCCAAGCGGACGAGUUACUCGACUGUUUCAUGCUCGACAUCGAAGAAGACCGCAUUGCGUCCGUCGUUCCAGAGAAGGAAGACGAGGAAGUACCAGAAAAGGUGAAUCAAGAGGGCACGCUCGAAGUCCACGUCAUUGGCGGCAAGGACUUGCAAAGUGCCGAAAUCAAACAGCACACCCUCCCACUUCUCACGCUUCCAUCCGUGUCAUUUUCUUCCAAAGAAGCGCUGCGCCAUGAUACGUGUGCACUCGAAAUCCUCGAGGAAAAACCAGCGCUCUUGCAAGACCUACACGUGGCGUUCCUGCACGCACUGAACGUCACCGACGCGACUUUUCACAAACGCAUUCAAGAGCUCGUCGCCAAGUACAAACAGCCAAAGCAAAAGGUCAACCCCCGCGGCCCAAAGAAGAAGCUCAUUCGACACGAUACGACGCCCGUCCAACAGUUUUUCGAUCUUGUGCAGGCCAGACUCGACGCGCUGGCUGCUGCGACCAACUCGAACAAUUCCCCGCCAAAGGAAAAACAAGCUUCUGACGUGCGCAAGCCCUUCAACUGGGCAAACUUGGAGGCCACAGACACCUGCGGACCUGCCGUAGUCGUGCGCCUGCCCACGACGGAACAAAAGUUACUCCACAGCAGCCCGUACAUGCAGGCGCUCGAAACAAAGCGGUGGACAAUGUUCCACCAAAUUUGCCAGCGCAAGGCCCAAGUGUUUGGAGACAAACAAAGGCAGGCCAACUUGCCAAGGCUCAUUGGCGGUCGAAAGAGCGGCACCAACACCGUGCACUGUAGCGACUGCAACAGGACCAUCGUCGUAUCGGGCAAGCAAGAUCACGAUCACAUGUGUAUGGCCCAAGGCUGCGUCAACUUGUUUUGUGCGCCGUGUUAUGAGAAAAUGGCCGCGAACGACAAGUUUUGCGACGACUGCUACUUGCACGAGAACGGCAACAUCGAAGUGCUCGGCAUGCAAUUGCGAACGAUGCUCAUGUCCAAGCUCGCCGCGACAGACGUGCAACUGGAAGCGCUCGAUCAAAUCUUUCACUCGUUGGACGAAAACCACUCGGGAGACCUCAGUCGCGACGAAUUCGUUCAUUUGCUCGACAAGUUGCGCAUGCACCCUCCGCUAACGCCAAAUCAAAUCGACGGCGUGUUUGAAGAAUUGGACGUCGACAACAACGGGUCGUUGAGCUUUGAGGAGUUCAAAAUGUGGCUCCUGGGGCGAGAAAGCAUGUGGUCGCCACGAGUUCCUGACGACAGCGGCGAGGACAUCGCAAUACCGAUUCACGAGCUCCUGUCACCCACCCGCGAAGCGAUCGUGCACGACAAGAAGAGCGCUGGCCUCGUGACCUUUGUUCAGUCUGUCGUCGAUGACAUGGUCACGGACGCCUGUGGGAUGUCGACUCGAUCGCCAUGGCUGUUCAACUCGCAACCGAUAGAAAAACGUGAAUUCGACAAGCAACUCGAGCGCGAGCAUGUGCUGUUCCAACGACUCGGCACGAUCCAACUCAUGGACAACACAAUGGACGACACGGGCGGGAUCGCCAAGUUGUUUUCGAAAUUUGACGUCAACGGCGACGGGUCGAUCGAAAUUGACGAGCUCAGCUACUUAGUGCAAUCGAUCGGGCUGACCGCGUCUCCAGUGGAUCUACGGCUUCUCGCGCAUCGUCUCCGUCGGGAAGAUGAUGGGACCAUUCACUUAGCUGACUUUGUCACGUUUCUUCAACGUAAGUGUGGUCCGAUGCAUUCUGCCACAGAAAUUGACACGAUUGCUCCAGGCACAACUCCCUCGCACGAACGUGCUCUACUGGACAAGAUCAUUGAGCUCGAGCACCUGUGCAAAGAGCACCGCAUCCAGGAAGCCGACGUGAAACACAUCUUGAGGAACUUUUACAUUGGCAUGGAUACACAUGAACUCGCUUGGAUGGCAAAACAGCUCCACGACUUGAUCGGGUGGACGGUCGACCUGUCAAUGCUCCAGCGCAUCGCGUUGGUCUGUACGCCGUGCAUUUUCGACACCAACGAUUCCAAGGUCGUAUGUGCUGGUGAUGUCCUUCUGGCCUUGUUCAGUGCCCCCGCGGGCUUUGCCGGAUCGCUUGCGAGCUACUCGAUCCAGGCCGUGUCCGAUGCGAUCCAGCAUCUUUUCAAAAUUGAGUCCCCAGACGUCGAAGAGGACCUCGAGUGGGAGAAACUUGGACAAUUGCCUCAAGCAGAAAUGCCUCAAGCCAAGUUUGUCGAGUGUUUACUUCGACGGGGGUUAAAAUUGGUCGGCGACAGCUUGGGCAUCGAAAGCCAGGUGUGUGUGGCGCUCGCGCUGGACACGUUGCGGUAUCGCGAAGGCGUUGGCCACACAAUGUUCUCGUCCACGGUCACUCGCGGCCUUUUCACGUCGCUCUCUCGGUAUUCGACUUUGACAGCGCUCGAGCAACAGAUGCGACACAUUUUACAGCAAAUGGCACGCGUUGGCAGUGGUCAGCAGUUUUACCAGACCGUCAUCACUCGAGGAUCCAGCCCCGACGAAGCGCUCAAGGUGUAUGUAAUCGAUCCGUCCGUACACCAGGUCAUGAUGCACGCGUUCCACGAAUCGGACUUCUCGGUGAAUGGCGUCGCACUCUUUGCAGACAACGUCGCGGCGGCCAUGAAUCCAUUUCAGCGCGGCGUCGUCCACGAUUUGUGGUAUCCCGAGCUGAACACGUACUUCUUGGGCCUCCUCAAGCGGUUUCGCAUUUUGUACACCGAGGAUAAGAAGACGCCGUCCCUGGCAUUUCUCGAAAGCGACGCUCUCGUUGCGAAGUUGCGAAGUGUGUUUUCAAGCUACCGCGUGCCAUUUUUCUGGACGGUGUCUGCCGCUAGCCUUCAAAUUAGCGUCGACCAUGCUGCCCUGGACCAAUCGAAGUUGCGCUUGCUACCGUGUGUGAUCCAGUCGAUUUUGAAAUUCUCCGCGAUUGCUUCGUUCCUUCGACAGAUCCAUUCGACCAUUCGUGUACAAAUCGAAGUCAUCGACAAGCCCCUUAGCAUGUGGAUGUCUUGGAGCGAAUUUAAGUCGUGCCUGGCGGGACUGCAGAAUGCAUACACGUUUGUCCAGUUGCUUCCGCAGGGCGAUAUCUUCCACACGCCGCACGAUGUUGGAGGCGGGUGCACGCCUCAAUGGAAUUUUUCCACGAAAGUCACGGUCGCCGAGCCGAAAGAGUGCAUUCAUCGAACGGAUCGACCGGUCGUGUACGUCGACACGCAGCCGAUCCUGGGCAAGCCCGAUAGCACGGGUGAAAACUUGAUCCCGUUUACGACGUUGACCAAGCUAAACUCGUCGAAAAACAAACAACACAGCAAAGGCGAGAAAAAUCCGACGCUGCACUUUGUCGUGCUCAGUGUUCGUCGCACGGUGCCCAAGUCGAGCGACAAGCCGACGCUGUACUGCACCGCGUACGAUCCGAUCACUGCCAGCGACUACGAAGUCGUUGGAACGCCGACCAACUGGCCGGUCAACUUCUUUGACCCGGACGUGAACAAAAACUACGAAGCCGAGUGGCUCGCGAUGUUGGGCAAUCUAAAGCUAGGUCGCACCAUUACCCCCAAGCUAUUCAUCCGUGUGUACAACAAGCAGCCCCGCAGCGACCAGUUGAUUGGCGAAACGGAAGUGUCUGUUGCGUCCAUGAUGGCGCGCGAGGGGUAUGGGAUCAAAUCGUGGUUUUCCAUUUACGAUCCUGUGACAGAGAAAUGCACGGGACAGAUCGAACUGCACGCGCACUUUCAAAUUCGCACGUUGGGGCAAUCGGUGGAGACGCUGGCUCCUGUUCCACAUGACAAGUCGAUUCCAAAACUAAUCGUGCCAUCAUCCAAGGUCAAGUUGGACCUGAUCGUCGAUUCAAAAGCAGCCGCGCCAUCGCCGUCCGUGAAAGUGCUGCCUUCGUCCCAACAACUACCAACCAAUUCCAACGAAGCUGCUCUCAAGGAGCGCAUCAACGAGCUCGAGAAGAAGCUUGCAUUGGAAUCGAAUAUGGCUGCAUCAUCCGACUCGACCAAGUGGAAGAAGAAGUACGAGCAGCUCAAACAGCAAACGACCGACGAACAGGCUCAAGCCGAAAAAAAAGUUCAGCUGCUCAAGGAAGAAAUCGUCGCGCUCAACAACAAGGCGUCAAAUCCACUGUCUGUCGAAGACUUUUCCGCCCCUACUACACUGGCUGCGAUGAAGGCAAUCUUGUAUUCGAGGUGCCCCGAGCGACCCUUCAAUGGAUUGAAGAAAGCUAUGGCGGCCGUGGUCGACUCCCCUGGAAAGAUUUCUAUCGUGGCCUGUGAAGAAGUCCUUGAUGACUUUGGCUUGGCCCUUAAUGCGACUCAAAAGCGCAACUUAUUCCGAUGCUUGGACCCUGAUACCGUCGGCGUGUUUUCUAUCGAAGAUUUCCUCGUGAAAUUGAAUGGCGACAUGGCGCGAUCACUUUCCAAACAAAAGCUCGAGAACAAUGGGACUCAAAUCCCUUCUGCGCCUCGUCAUGCAUCGAUGGCAGUAUCAAAGUCCAAGGAAAUGCUGCCAAAACUCAGCGCCUUACACUCCACCUCCCACGACAUUCCAGCUGCCUUGGACACGACUGUCAAAUCUACUACCAACAGUCACGAUGGCCACACGUCUGGCUCCGAACUGGUGUCGCAUGCCGAGCGUAAGGCGCUCGAAAAAAUGGUGGACCAGACAAUUGAGAACGCUCCAGUCGAGGAGCCUCAAGAGAAACCAAACAAGAUCAAUCCAGCGGUGGACGACAAGGCCAUCAAAAUUGAGGCGGACACGGUAAACGUACCACGGAAAGAACACGCCACGCCUCGUUCGAAUCACCCGAGUGACACUGAGGUCCAUGGUGGAAACAAUGUCGCCUUGGGCGACCAGAAAAAGCCACCAAGCAAACCAAAUGCACAUUUAAAAGCUGCUGAAAAACUUGCGACCGAAAUUCCGAUUCAACCGAUGACCAAGCCUGCUGCGGCAAAGCAGAGUAAACCUCCAAACAACCAUGUGCAGUUUGCCAACGACGCGGAGCUACACAAGUACCUGGCGCAGCAACUGCCCGAGAAAUGGGAUAUGCAAUUCACCCCCAAAGGCAAACCUUAUUUUCGCAACUUUACAACGAGAUCCACGCAAUGGAACCAUCCUGUCGCUGAUGUCGACGCAUUGUACAGAGCGUAUGUGCUCCAAAAGAAGGAAGGAGCUUCAAAACAAAUCUCAGAAUCUAAGGCAAUAGGGUUGUGAAUUGCAUUGUUCAUUUUGCG